This is a messenger RNA of Closterium sp. NIES-67, 2397 nucleotides long. NCBI's taxonomy places the organism in Eukaryota, Viridiplantae, Streptophyta, Zygnematophyceae, Desmidiales, Closteriaceae. The record is from the annotation of a GenBank genome assembly.
AGGCAGUCACUCAGCCUUCAGGUCACUCUUUUCUUCGCCCAUGUCCUUAGGUCAAGCGCUACGGUACUAGCUGUCCGCGGACACCCGCGUUCGCAGACAAGUAGCGUUUAUCCGAGGGCGUGAGGCGUCUCGCGCGCAAUGGCGGAUAUGGCGUCGCUGGCGGCGUCAUUCUGGAGCGUGGUUGACGGGAUCGGCACGGUGACGCUAGCAUGGACGAUAGCUCUGCUGAUAGCCGCCACGUACAUCUCGAUGCAGUAUUCCCGCGAAAAGCAACGAGAUGCGCUAGCCAGUGCCACGCCGCUAGAAGAAAUGCCGCUGGAGCGACUAACUGACGCCGCACGGCACGACGCGUGCUUAGAUCAGAGCGGUGGGGAGGCGACAAGCGACGACGCGUGCACGGCGCACGGCGGCAGGGAGGAGUACGACGCGCUGGUAGUCGGCGCAGGCAUUGCGGGAUGUGCGCUCGCUUACUCCCUCGGAAAGGCGGGGCGGCGAGUGCUUGUGUUGGAGAGGGACCUAUCGGAGCCAGAUCGCAUCGUGGGCGAGCUGCUGCAGCCGGGCGGCUACCUCAAGCUCGUCGAGCUGGGCCUGCAAGACUGCGUGGAGGGCAUCGACGCGCAGCGCGUCGACGGGUACGCGCUGUUCAUGGACGGCAGCGACUGCAAGGUGUCGUACCCCACGCUCUCCACGGCUCAGCUCCACAUGCUCUUCGCCGGCCACCGCCUCGACUCGGGGGAAGGCGCGAGGGCGGGGGGCAGCGCGGCGGGCGCGGAGAUGUGGAAGGUGGCGGGGCGGGGCUUCCACAACGGGCGGUUCGUGCAGCGGCUGCGCGAGAAGGCGGCGUCGCUGCCCACAGUGACUCUGAGGGAGGCGACGGUGCUCGGGCUGCUGGAGGACGGCGACCGCGUCACGGGCGUCCGCUACCGCGCCGCUAAGCGCGCGCCGGGCAGCGCGCCGAGCGACGUGUGCGAGGCAGCAGUGGUGGGCGGAGCGAGCGAGACGGAGACGGAGGAGGGGGAGUUGCACGCGCCGCUCACCUUCGUGUGCGACGGGUGCUUCUCCAACCUCCGCCGCAGCAUCUCCAAGUCCAAGGUGGACGUGCCGUCGUCGUUCGUGGGGCUGCUGCUGCGCGACUGCGCCCUGCCGCACCCGCACUACGGGCACGUGGUGCUGGCGGACCCGUCGCCCAUCCUCUUCUACCCCGUCAGCAGCUCGGAAGUGCGCUGCCUCGUCGACAUCCCCGCCGGCACCAAGGUGCCCUCCAUCGCCUCGGGGGACAUGGCCGCCUACCUCACCCACACCGUCCUCCCGCAGCUCCCCAAGCAGCUGCAGGGGCCGUUCAGAGAGGCGGUGAGGGCGGGCGACAUCCGCUGCAUGCCCAAUCGCAUCAUGCCAGCUGUCCCCGUCACGCGCCCUGGCGCUCUGCUCAUGGGCGACGCGUUUAACAUGCGCCACCCGCUCACAGGUGGCGGCAUGACAGUGGCUCUGUCUGACGUGUCAGUGCUGACUCAGAUUCUUCGCCCGCUCAAGGACUUCCGCAACACUCGAGCGGUCUGUGAAUAUGCCGAGGCCUUUUACACCCGCCGCAAGCCCAUAGCGGCCACGAUCAACACGCUCUCCAUCGCCCUCUACCGCGUCUUCUGUGCCUCCAAGGACGAAGCCAUGAUGGCCAUGCGCCAGGCAUGCUUUGACUACCUGCAGCUGGGUGGGGUGUGCUCCGAGGGCCCCAUCUCGCUGCUGUCGGGCCUCAACCCGCAGCCGCUGUCCCUCGUGCUGCACUUCUUCGCCGUCGCCUUCUUCGCCCUCGCCCGCCUCCUCCUGCCCCUCCCCAAGCCAGGCCGUGUCUGGCUCGGUGCGCGCUUGAUACAGGGAGCUGUUCAACUAAUCGUGCCAAUCAUCAAGGCCGAGGGUGUACGGCGAGUCUUCUUCCCUGCAGUCUGUCCGUCCUACUACAAAUCUGCGUCCAUUAAUGCACCGAGCGUGCACGGCACCUCCGAGUCAUAAUGCUGGGGCUCCACAAAGCCCCCCUGUUCCUCCACCUGUUAAAUAGCGUAGAGGAACCCAGGGACAAAAUUGUUUUGUUGUAGAUUAUGAUUUGUUAUCGCCUUUAGGUUGACUAGUUCACUCAUAACAGUUAAGUUUAAGCUGGUCAAGUUUCAGAGUUGGUAGACAACUCGGACGGAUCGAGGCGUUGAAGCUGCAGGGUACAAGGUAGAUAUCUUUGUCAAACAUCUGUAUUUGUCAUGUUUGUAUAGACUGUAUAGGGUUACCUCUUAGAGGUCUAGGGGGUGUGUCAAACAUCUGUAUUUGUCAUGUUUGUAUAGACUGUAUAGGGUUACCUCUUAGAGGGUACAACACUUAGGUAUAUUUGUGUGUACUCUCACUUUACUCAAUCAU